AUGAACUCCUUGCCGGAGCGGACCGGCUCGUUCGACCGGGUCACGUCGAAGUGCUUCGAGGACAUCUUCGUCGGCCGCACCACGAGCUUUGCCAAGGACCGGACCCGACACCUUGGCGCGGAGGCCACCGACUUGUCGGCCUUGGGCAGGCGUCCGAGACAACCACGUCCGGAAAAGACGCGCCGAAGUCACGACGAGGACCAUGACCGUCGGUGGACGCUUAGGCUCCUCAACGACAACGUCCCCAUGCAAUCGAUCGCGGCGGAUCAAAAUGGAUGCGACGCCGAGGAGAUGACCCCAAGAGCUCUGUGGCCUCAUGGUGUUCUUCCCCAGAGCGCAAAGCCGGUGAUCGCGAUUUCAGAGCCCGGUAUGCGCAAAGACGCGACGACGCACGACGACUCUCGCUAG
Miscanthus lutarioriparius is the source of this 408-nucleotide messenger RNA. NCBI's taxonomy places the organism in Eukaryota, Viridiplantae, Streptophyta, Magnoliopsida, Poales, Poaceae. The record is from the annotation of a GenBank genome assembly.